Molecule: messenger RNA, 1324 nt
Organism: Solea solea (common sole)
Lineage: Eukaryota; Metazoa; Chordata; Actinopteri; Pleuronectiformes; Soleidae
Product: lamina-associated polypeptide 2, isoforms beta/gamma-like
Exons: 10
Coding region: 17-1132 (371 amino acids)
Source: RefSeq, a predicted model, not a curated record
UCCAGGAGAUGCGGAGAUGCCCGACCCAAGUGCUUUGACUGAUGAUGACCUGAAGGCUGCUCUUCUAAAACACGGGGUUAAAGCUGGGCCCAUAGUUGCCUCCACCAGGUUCUUGUAUGAGAAGAAGCUUAGAAAACUGCUUCAUGGCCAACUUAAUGGAGCAAAGAAGGGUAUGAUGUACUCUGACAGUGAAGAAGAAGAAAAUGGGGAAGACAAUGAUGCAGAGUCAAGUGCUGAAGAAGAAAAUAAAGAACCGGGUGAAGAGUCGGACCAGGCCGAGGAGGAGAGCAGCCAGGUAAAGUUGUAUACUCAGAAUGGUGUUUUUACUUACCCACAGUGCUUUUUACCCCAAAUGAGACGGCAUAUUCCCACUUCUAAACCCAGUCCCGUGCGGAAUUCAGGGAAUGUGUUAAAAUCAUCAGAGCGGAGUCGGCCUCCCUGCUCACAGAAUCUUGUAGGAAUUAGCAGAGGGGUUCAAGCUGGAUCACAAUCCGUUGCAGUCAAUGGUUACUCAUCAUCAUCAUCGUCGUCAUCAUCAUCUCAGACAUUCAGCAUAACUGAAAUGCUCAAAGAGAUGGAGGGUCAGAGGUCACUCUCUACGAGUGCAAACAGUGAAAGAGCAUUCAAUGGGGGCAAUGUACAGGAUCAUUGGUCACAGUCCAACAGGCUGGACAUGCCAUCUGUGGUCAACCGCACCAUGAAGAACCAGAGCCUGUACUACACUCCCAAAGCUUUCCCUCAGGAAUGGGGAAUGCAGGAGCCUGUGAAAGACGAUUUCAAGCACUUGUUCCCUGCUGAGAUCACACCUACUGGAAUCUAUGCCACUCGUCGGAGACCCAUCAAGGGUGCAGCGGGGAGACCCAUCCAAUACAUGUACCCAGACACUCCCGUCAGUCCCAUGACGCUGCAGAGACGAGACGUGGAGCGCCGCCUUGUGCCCGUCCACAUACAGAUUGUGGUCUUUGUCAUCGUUACAUGCAUGCUUUACCUCAUUUAUGUUAGUGUUGAGGACAACAGAUUUAGUCCAAGUGUUUCCUUGCUAGACAAUCUAAACCCGGGGUCCAAUAGUGAGGAAGCGCUGUUGCAUAAGACUGAGGCGCAGGACACACCCGCACUUUCUGAAUGGGAGUAACUGUGUAUUAUUUUAACUGUUUUCGCCUAUUCUAUUGACACGUUAGGUUUUACAUUCAUGUUUCGAUGCUUUAAAAUCUGAUUUUUGCCUGAUUGUGAAUUGCCAGUGUCUUAGUGUCACAGUUUGUCCUUGAUGGGUGUCAUUAUAAUUUUUUUAAUGUUUAAAUCAUAUUUCAAUAAAGUUUAUCUCAUA